Phanerochaete carnosa HHB-10118-sp is the source of this 1194-nucleotide messenger RNA. RefSeq lists its product as uncharacterized. The record is from RefSeq and is a predicted model, not a curated record. The transcript has 8 exons. The coding region runs from base 36 to 1115 and encodes 359 amino acids. Lineage: Eukaryota; Fungi; Basidiomycota; Agaricomycetes; Polyporales; Phanerochaetaceae.
CGGCCUUCUGACUCGCACGUCGAGAAUCUUCCACAAUGUCUGAUGAACUCAAGCCGGUAUACGACCCCAAGGGCAUGCCCUUCCGCCGCCUGGGCUCGAGUGGUCUGCGCGUGCCACUCUUUUCGCUCGGAGCAUGGCUCACACUCGGAGGGUCCGUCAAGGGCGAUCCCGUAAAGGAAAUCAUCAAAGUUGCCUUCGAGAACGGUAUCAACAUGAUUGAUACUGCCGAAACGUACGCCAAGGGUGAAUCUGAGAGGCAGAUCGGGCGCGCUCUCAAGGAGCUUAAUCUUCGUCGAACUGACCUCAUCGUCACAACAAAGAUCUUCUGGGGUACUCGCCGGGGACCUAAUGAUGGUGGUCUUUCUCGCAAGCACAUCAUCGAGGGAACCAAGGAGGCGCUGGAGCGUCUCCAGCUCGACUAUGUUGAUGUGAUUUUUGCGCACCGUCCCGACCCGACCACUCCGAUGGAAGAGGUUGUGCGGGCGUUCAACUGGGUGAUUGAGAAGGGUUGGGCCUUCUACUGGGGCACAUCUGAGUGGAGCGCACGCGAGAUCGAGGAGGCAUUCCACGUCGCACAUAAGCUGAACCUCAUAGCGCCCGUCGUGGAGCAGUGCAAGCACCAUAUGUUCCACCGCGAACGACCCGAGAAAGAGUUCGAACCCCUAUACCGCAAAUACGACUACGGCACGACCAUCUUCUCUGGCUUGGCACAGGGCCUCCUCACUGGCAAGUAUAACGAUGGCCUACCACCAGACUCGCGUUUCGCGACUGAGAAGGAGGCACAGUUCGACACGAUGCGCCUGUGGUUGCAGAGUCCUGAGGGUCAGGCCGACAUCGCCAAGGUCCGGGAGCUCUCCAGCUUCGCUGAGAAGGAGCUCAACUGCAAGGUGCAGCACCUCGCGCUCGCGUGGCUAUGCACAAAGCAGCACACAUCGUCCGUCGUCCUCGGCGCGAGUAAGCCGGAGCAGGUCCUCGACAAUCUCAAGGCGCUCGAGGUCAUUCCCAAGCUCACGCCGGCUAUCCUCGAGAAGGUGGAAGAUAUCAUUGGCACGAAGCCGAAGCCUGUCAACUUGUACGGUCGCUACCCCCUCGAAGGUCACUUCCCUAGGAUCUGAAUGUGGGAAGCAAAAGAAUGAAUCGUGUCGGUAUAUGUACUUCUAGAUAUAUCAUGCCAAUACACAAGCUACCCGAACC